AUGGGUGUUUCAACAGAUAAAAUGUCCAAAGACAAACAAAGCGAUACUAGCUCCGGUGAGCGACCGCCGUCAUAUUCAGAUGACCCAGAAGCGCAACUAUCUGCGGAGUUCAAGUUAAACCUCAAGAUAUCAUCCGAUACCAAGUCUAUCAGUCGGGAUGAAUGUAUCGCACAUCUCAAAUUCCUAGCUGUGCUUGCAGACCUGCGCGAGAAUAUCUCUGGCGAUGACGGGCUCUUUGGUAUCAAAGAUGCCGAAGCCGACAGAUUCCCAGAGUCGAUCAAUGAAGCGCGGGCCCGAAUCCGCGAGAAGCGCUGGGCUGUGUACACUGCUCGUGCGGUUGAUCGAUAUACCGCAUGGUGGACUACUGGUCUCCCACGGUCAAGACAGAACGCGUGCUUGAGUGAUGUGGAAAGUGCGGACUAUGAGGAUAUCAUCAACCCACAGACUCUAGUGGCAUGGAGUCCUGAUAAUCUGCCUCCGAUCGAUAUUCUGAUGGUGUGGCAUGCUCAUUGCUUGAAUCCUCGCAAUUAUCUCGAGGAUUGUAUCCGAUAUGGCAAGAUGAGCACUUGGAAGACAGGCUUCCCCUGGGAGAUCAUCGACAGCUGCAUUGACAACCGCAAGCUGGAAUUCAAUGUCUCUGACGAGGCCCAGAAGAUCUUCGAGCAGAAGCUGGACAUCAAAUGGAACAAUCUGCACGACCCGCCUACCAAGACUAUCCAAUGUCCUAGUUGUAUAAAGAUGGUCACUGUCCAGUGGACAGAAGCUCUCUUCGGAGAGACCAUCGAGAACGCCUUCAGAUUCGGCGAUGGCUAUGCAGACAACUCAUUCCAAACACAAUGCUCUCACUGCCGUCACACAAUCGACCACGGCCGACUCAAGGUCGCCAAAUUCCGAAAAGACCUCCAAGCAACAAUGCACGCCGACAUCCCAAUGCCCGGCUCAUUCACCAACCUCCACGGAAUCCCCGAAGGACCAAACAAGCUCAACAAGCACCCAAGCCUCCACUACACGCUCUUCCCCACACGACUCCUGCAAGCCGUCGGCCCAGAACUACUAAACUUUACGGACCCCCGAGUAGACUGGUGCAGAGAUAUCCAAGACCUACGCAAAGAACUAGAACCGAAACUCCGCGACCGGAAAGCCCUAAUGGAAGCGCACGGCAACAUCUACGUCAGACGUCUACGCCUAGAAGAGCGAAUCCACUUCCGCCGCCUAAUGUCCAGAUACUGGGACAACCUAGGUCCAUUCGCACUGGACCUAGUCGGCGCGGUCAUCCGACAAGGAACAUUCAUCUCAAAAAUGGACCAAAUAGACUGGCUACACUCGCCAACAGUCCACGAAACAAUGACCCGCCUAAUCAAAAAAUACGAAGUUUUCUUCCAAAUAAUGAUGGACCACCCAAAGAACAUGGCCGUCCCAACCCUCGACGUCGACCUAGCCUGGCACACGCACCAACUCUCUCCAGCCCGCUAUUACACCUACAGCACUAGCAACCCCACAAAAGCAGGAAUCCGCGUCUUCAUCGACCACGACGACAAAGUCGACGAGGAUAAACUCUCCGAUGGCUUCGCCUGGACCAGCAAGACUUACCGCCGCGUCACGAACGGCGCCGUCUACUCCGAGUGUACAUGCUGGUACUGCGAGGCAACCCGAACACCAGACCUCUACGAUAGACUUAUCACAGUUGGCUCGGCCUCCCGCGCCCGCGACGCCGCAGACUCGCUACAUGAUCGUCCCGAUAUCUCCUCCGACCCAAACAAGAACCCGCAUAUCUCAGCGCAUAAUGCCGUCCGGCCUAGUUCGCUGUACGCAGCUGACCACCGCGGCUCGGUGAAUUAUUUGCAGCUCAGGUCUAAUUAUCAGAAGGCUGCAAGACGGGCUGAAAAACGUGGGCGGUUGAGGUCCGGAUCAAAGUCUUCCACGCUUUCUUCUUCUGAGAAAAAGGAGAAGGAGAGGGAGCGGGAGAGGAAUGCGGCUGCUGACCCUUAUUAUAUGCCGUAUGCGUUUGGGUUCCCGAUUUUCGUGCCGAUUUAUGCGCCGUAUAUGGCGGAUCCGUGUAUCAAUUCUGAUGUUUAUGCUUGUAAUCCUGGUUGUAUGAGUACUACUUCUGGGGCUAUUGGUAAUUGUUGUUCUGGGACUUGUGGCGGAGCAGGUGGAUGCGGCGGCAGCGGAGGCGGAUGUGGCGGCGGCGGAGGCGGUUGUGGAGGUGGUGGUGGAUGCGGUGGAGGCGGAGGUGGUGGAGGUGGAGGCUGUGGGGGUGGUGGUGGAUGUUGA
Messenger RNA from Penicillium antarcticum, 2274 nucleotides. RefSeq lists its product as uncharacterized. The transcript is spliced from 4 exons. Lineage: Eukaryota; Fungi; Ascomycota; Eurotiomycetes; Eurotiales; Aspergillaceae. The coding region runs from base 1 to 2274 and encodes 757 amino acids. The record is from RefSeq and is a predicted model, not a curated record.